CGAAGCGCCUAUGUCUCCGGGACUACAACUCACCGUGGUAAAUCGGUUGGUCAAGGACGUGAUGGGAUCGGAGUUACCGUUUGGCGGUAAACCAGUCCUGUUCGCCGGCGACUUUAGACAAAUAUUACCGGUCGUCCGCAGAGGAACGAGGAGCGACAUCGUCAGAUCGUCGAUUAAGUACAACGCUCUGUGGCGCGAAUUGGAACAGUUCAGUCUGACGCGAAACAUGCGCGCUGACAACGACGUGAACUUUGCGAAUUGGUUGCUUCAGCUAGGGAGCGGUCAGUUGCCAACGGUCGACGGUGUUCCGGACACCGUCGAAAUACCUCAACAUAUGGUAUGUGACGUUGCAGAUUUGAUUGAUUUUGUUUUUCCGCAGCAAAUGUCUUUGGUCAACAUCGACGAGUUUGCUCGGAAAAUAAUUUUAUGUCCCAGGAACGAUGAAUGCAGGCAAGUCAAUCGCACGGUGCUACAACGCAUCGACGGUGCACACAGAAGCUACACCGCCAUCGACACUGUGGUGGUAGACGAUCCCGAUGAAGCAGCCAAUUAUCCGACAGAGUUCCUCAAUACUCUAGAACCAGACGGAUUGCCUCCGUACAACUUGACCCUGAAAGUAGGUUCAAUUGUCAUGUUGUUGAGGAAUCUAGAUUCAAAGAGGCGACUUUGCAACGGCACAAGGAAGACAUUGUCAUACCUGCGAUGCCUCUCACAUCCAGUGGAGAAGAUGAACUGCCCAUCAUAAUGCGACGAGUACAGUUUCCCGUACGGCUGUCUUUUGCGAUGACCAUUAACAAAUCACAAGGUCAAACUUUUGAUAGAGUGGGAUUGCUUC
Melanaphis sacchari is the source of this 835-nucleotide messenger RNA. Its product is annotated as ATP-dependent DNA helicase PIF1-like. The transcript has 2 exons. The coding region runs from base 11 to 745 and encodes 244 amino acids. Lineage: Eukaryota; Metazoa; Arthropoda; Insecta; Hemiptera; Aphididae. Gene Ontology annotation, biological process: telomere maintenance; DNA repair. Gene Ontology annotation, molecular function: DNA helicase activity. The record is from RefSeq and is a predicted model, not a curated record.